CGCUUCGAUCGUCAUCAUUAUCAAGUGAGAUGUCCUGUUUUGUCAAAGAGAUUGGACAAAGAUAAUGCCAUCAUACAUGGAGAAGACAGAGAAGCUUUUGAAUUUUCCUGAACUUGAAAUAUAUGGAAUUUGUUGAUGGGCUUCUAGACUAUCUACCAGUGUUCUCUCUACAACAGCGAUGGUUCCAAGACAUAUUCUGAACUCAGCACAUCGCUUUAAUGCUAGUCAGUUGAGCAACCACCAGUCUCUUAUUCAAAGACACCACAGGGCUUUAAGUUUUCAUCCAUGGUAUAACCUUUCUCCAACUUCAUGGACCUGGUAUAAUAAUCCAUUGAUCUUGAAUUACUUGCAACAGACACAACAGCGAAUGCCUAUUCAUGCACAGAUUUGUCAUCCUUUGCAUACUCCACAUUACACAUCGUACUACAAUGAAAGGAUGCCAGGGUCUAUGAAUAUGGAGCGUUCAUCGGAAAUGGAUCCUCAGCGACGCCGUACAUCUCCAGGCUUUCAUCCAUACUCGAGAUCAAAUCUUCCAAACACACGUGAAAUGGACCCUUCAGAACAAGCUUCAUCAAGGAAGAGUAAUAAAUACAACUCAAGAACUUCCAGCAGUCAGGGUUUCACUCAGGCUAAUUGGCCCACAAAAACAGAAGAUUGCGAGUGGAGAAGGGGUCCCAGGAACAAUGAAUGCACACAGAAUCAAGUCCGAAAUAUGCAGAUUGAUUGGCCCAAACACUUGACAGUUACCUUCAGUCGUAAUCGAGCUAGCAGUAAAUCUGUUUCUUUUGAGCCAGAUUCCAAGAAGACGGCAGAGAACACUGCCCCUGUACAUCAUCAUAGGUCUCGUAGUCAACCAUGUAGCGGGUCAACACUACCUCCAAACCUUGCUUUACAACCAUCUUGCAAUUUUCAUUCAUCAACAGAAUCACGGCAAGCCUCCAAGUCAGGUACAGAUUCCACGAGCACCUAUAGGAAGAGACUAUGGUUCAAUAUACCUCAGCAGAGGCGCAACCCAAGUACCAAGCCUCCGGGCAAAUGUUUUGAGUUUUCCAUUGUGUCUUACAACGUCCUAGCACAGGGUCUCCUGGAUACAAACUAUUACCUCUACAGGCAUUGUGAUCAGGAUAUCCUCCUGUGGAACCAUCGUAGACAGAGAAUCCUGGAAGAGAUCAUAAGAGCUGAUGCUGAUAUAAUUUGUCUACAAGAAGUUGAAGAAAGGCACUUCCAUGAUUUCUUCUAUCCUGCCUUAAAGGAAAAAGGUUAUGCAUCCAUUUAUAAGAAGAGAACUGGUGACAAGGAAGAUGGAUGUGCAACGUUCUACAGAAUGAACCGCUUCCAUGAAGUCUCUCACACCAAGCUGGAGUAUCAACGUGGCAUCGGACUGAUGGACAGAGAUAAUGUAGCCAUCGUGGUCAUGUUACAACCAAAGGGAAUGACCUCAUCCCAUAAGCUAUGUGUUGCAAAUACACAUCUUCUGUGGAACCCUCGUCGUGGAGACAUCAAGCUGGCACAGUUAGGUUUGCUAUUUGCAGAGAUAGAGAGACUUUCUAGAACCAACCACAGGUCUCGAAAAAACACCUAUCAUCCUGUCAUCCUGUGUGGUGAUUUUAACAGCGUUCCGCACUGUCCUCUUUACAAGUUCAUCAAGAAUGGUCAGGUGACCUAUGAAGGUCUGGCCAGUGUGGAGGUAUCUGGUCAGGAGCUUGGGCGGGCAAAGAUUCCCAUGAGUAGCCCUCUCUGGCCCAAGGAACUUGGAGUGACCCCACUCUGCCGUUAUGCAGAUGCUGGAAUGCAAUCAUCUAGAAAUCCAGUUGGUACUUCAAGACGAACUAGACGAUCUUCAAGAGAUCAUCCAGCCGAUCAAGAUAUUCAACCUGAUGACAUCGAAGGCCAACUCGUCCAUCCUUUCCUCUUCUCUUCUGUCUAUGAUCAUAGCCAUGGAAAUACUGAAGUCACCACCAAUCAUUCAAAAACUAACUGUACGGUAGAUUAUAUCUUCUACAGUAAACAUAUAAAGGAAGGUAGUACAUCAAAACCUCUAGGCACGUCAAACUUCUCUGGUGAACUUUCUCUUGUUGGACGUCUGAACCUUUUCACAGAUAGUGAAGUUAGCGCCAUGGGAGGGCUUCCUAAUUUGAAUUGGGCAUCUGAUCACCUUUCCCUCCAAGCUACUUUACGUCUAACUCCAGUGGAAUGAAUAGACCCUUUGCUUUUUAAUUACCUUUCCUGACAUACCAAUGACUGUUAUUUUCAUUUUGGUGAGGUUUGUGUGCAGUGCUAAAGGUGCGUUGUUUGUGAAUGCGGUAAGUGUAAAUUAUUAUUUUAAGAUGCCCUAAACAGCCCUAAAGACAUUGAUGACAUCCUAUCCUAUUAAGCAACUACACCGAGGACUGCUCCCAUGAAAUAGUUACAACAAACUAUAAGUUAUAACGAUUCUGCUUUUAGUCUUUAAAAUAAAUAUAUGGAUUGCUAUGAGAAGCAGAUACAGGCUUGAGCUAGUUGUGACUCCAGGCACUACUGAAGAGCUCACAGAAAUAACAAAAACAGUCCAUAUUUCUUUUUUUUGCCAGGAAAAAGGGAAGGUUGUCUUUUAUGAAAUCAUAUGGGGAGGUACCAGUACUCACUCUAACAUAUAUAUAACUUUGAAACUACCUCUUUUAUCCUGUAUAAUAAAGAAAAAUAUAUAUGUGCUUUAGGGAACCAAGGUACCUCAAAUUGGCAUUCAUUAAUGGUUUGAUACAUAUCUAUUGAGUGUAUCUUACUGUUUGUAUUCUGCUCUAUUGUGUGCCUUCCUAUAUGAGUUCUGUUUCAGUUUUUAAUAUUAAACCAGUCAUGUCUGCCUGAGCCCCCCCCCCCCCCUCCCACUCCUUACAAGAUGAUAAUCUCACCCAUUGUAUUCUGACUUGUAAGGAGACAACAAAUAUUGUUUAUACUUAUUGUUCUGUAAACCACACUAAUGAUGACAACACAAGAAAGUAGGUAGUAUAAAAAGGGGUAAGGACAAUCAUCAAAUUAAAAUAAACUAGCUACUUUCUCAAGAUAUAUGAAAUAUGAAUAGUUAGUCCUUUUUCAGAUAAAUGGAAAAAUAUUGAUUGUAAAAGAUCAUGAAAGAGACUUGAUAUUUCACUGACAGCUGUUGUAAACUACUAAAGUCUUUACAUCUGAUUGGCUUAGUAAAAAUUAGUCACAUGAAAGCUCUAUUUCAUCAUUAUUUACCGUACUUCAUGGAAACAUUCGCCAUAUUUCAUUCUUCAACUAAUGAAAGGACAUUUAGUUACUCUUUUUCUCUCAUUUCCAACACAUUGCAUAAAUAUUGGCUGUUUGCUUUAUUAAGGUUCUUUUUAAACUGUCAUGUAUAUUUUACAGAAAUUACAUGUAUGUUAACAUUUCUAGUAAAAUAGUAUAUUCCCAGUUAUGAGCAAGAAAAUACUCCAACCACAAUCGGUCUUUACAGGGACAUAACUUUGUUUAAUCUACAAAUUAUGUAAGUCUGAUGUACUGAAAUCAUUACAAUACCAAGAAUCGUAUCUAGAAUACAUGAACAAGUUUUGUGUAGGGCAAUUCCAUAAAAUAUUACGUCCGACCCCCUAUGUGUGGGACCUUCAUGAUUUUUUCUGUCUCUGAUUUGUUGUUCUUUUGACAGCCUGUAAUGUUCUCAAAGAACCAUGACUUGGUCAGUUUAUAAAGUGAAGUAAGACUUGAGAAAAUAGGGGUUGGACGUACAAAAAAGUUGAUCAUUUUAUGAAAUUACCUUGUACUGAGUACUUCAAAUUAUUAAUAUCUAUUGCAACUUGUGUGUGAUAGUUUUAACAGGGAUGGUUCAAAUUGAAGGUACUUGAUGCACACCAGACACCUUAUUUUGAUAUCAUUCCAGAAUAAGUCAAAGACACAGAGAACAGAUAUCCAAUAUUAAUGUACAAUGCUAGGUAUGAUGAUUUUAGCAUGAACUGCGAAAAUUAAUUUCAUGUAAUCAGGGUUUUUAAGACAUGGACAGUACAACGAAGCUUAACAGCAAAGCUGUGUAAAGUUCUGUGUUCUACAACUCAGGUCAAUAGGGUAUCAUGAGGCAGGAGCAGCAUCAGGAUAUGUUUAUUGGAGAUGGGUGGGGGAGGAUGAAAUAGUUUUGUUCUCAAUUGAAAAGCAGAGGAAGUCAACCUAGGCUGCUCAUUUGAAACUCUUUUUCUUUUAAAUGCUUCACUAACAGAAGUCAAAGGGAGGGGGUGAUUGAACCCCUUCCUCCUUUGGCACCGUCCCUGUCGUGAGGCAACAGAAAAUGUCACAAUGGUAGGAAAAUCAUUUUUUGUUCCUUUGAUGCAACAAAUUGCAUACAAAUCAAAUUCUCUAGAGAUUAAAGUUGGGGGGUGAUGGAAACUCAAAUCCUUACCAUGAUGUUUAGGAAGAAAAUCAGUACAAGCUUGUCCAUUCAUUGCAACAGAUUGUUCUUCAAACGCCCUCACAUUCAAAAUAUAAAUACUAGCAGCGUAACACACAAUAUCUGUCUGCAGUACAUGUGACCUUUGGAAGAAUUAUCGUUUUGGCGAUUCAAUUGCUUUACAACAAACCCCAUUUCUUAGGUGCAUUAUGAUGAACAUCCUUUCAAAGUCAGACUGAGACUGAUAUUCAAAUUGAUUCACGACCAUAACUAAAGUUUAUUUUAUAAAGAGCAAGUGCAACUUUAAUAGUUGUGCUCAUAAAUCCAUGAAAUCAUGUGAUACAUGUACCACAUUACCCACGGCCACAAUAUAACAUCAUUAUGACAUGAGUUUGUCAAGACAACUUUAAGUAAUUUAACGAGACUGGAAGCGUAAAGUGCAUGUUUUCAACCUAAGGUGAACUGUUUGUCUUCCUGUGUACCUCAAACACUGAAAAAAUAUUGCUUAAAUUAGCUGCAGCUCUGUUGAGCAUCAAUUUACUGGAGUUAUUUCUACAGGCUAUACAUUUUGUCUAUGACCAUGCAGGGCAUGCUUAUUCUCAUAUUGUGAAGAUGAUAUAUUAUCUAAGUUAUUUAUUCUAUUCUCGAACAUGAAUUGUUUAUUAAGUUGUGAUUCAUAUUUAUGAAUAAUAGGGGCUUUAUUCUGUUUUCACAAGUUCAUUCAUUUUUGAUCUAGUUGGAAUAAAAGAGGAAGAGAGGAGAUAUUUUA
This is a messenger RNA of Lytechinus variegatus (green sea urchin), 5141 nucleotides long. Its product is annotated as protein angel homolog 2-like. The record is from RefSeq and is a predicted model, not a curated record. Lineage: Eukaryota; Metazoa; Echinodermata; Echinoidea; Temnopleuroida; Toxopneustidae. Bases 179 to 2197 code for a protein of 672 amino acids. Gene Ontology annotation, molecular function: 3'-5'-RNA exonuclease activity. The transcript is spliced from 7 exons.